Exophiala spinifera is the source of this 2289-nucleotide messenger RNA. RefSeq lists its product as uncharacterized. The transcript has a single exon. The coding region runs from base 1 to 2289 and encodes 762 amino acids. The record is from RefSeq and is a predicted model, not a curated record. Lineage: Eukaryota; Fungi; Ascomycota; Eurotiomycetes; Chaetothyriales; Herpotrichiellaceae. Gene Ontology annotation, molecular function: dioxygenase activity. Gene Ontology annotation, cellular component: nucleus. Gene Ontology annotation, biological process: DNA repair; DNA alkylation repair.
AUGCUCUUCCCUGCAAACCUCCUACCCAACAGUCCACCUCUCGAGACCAAAAAGGCGUUGAUAUUGUUGGACUUCCAGAAUGACUUUGUCAGUCAAGAUGGGCGACUACCAGUCGACAACGUCCGAGGCUUCUUACCCGACUUGACGUCGUUGGUGAGAGAAUUCCGCACCAAAGGGGAUGUCAUAUGGGCUGGAACCGAAUACAGGCAGCCUCGUUCUACCCGGUCUGCUAUGACAGGUUCUCACGCCAUCCUCCUUAAGCAGUUCCUGCAGGAGCACGACAAUGAGGACGAAGAGGGUGAGUGUUACGAUGGCCCCAGUUCCCCCCGCUCACCUACCGAGGAUCGUCUUUCUCCGUCAAAAAACCCGGACUUAUGUGAAGACCGUGAAGCCUACCUGACCCCGACCAUGACCAUGACAGGUCCAAGGUGUUGCUUACCUGGCUCUACUGGGAUUCAAUAUCCGAAGGUGAUCGAGUCUGCCAUGGACUCGAAAAAGGAUUUAAUAAUGCUCAAAUCACACUAUUCAGCAUUCAUUGACACCCAGCUUCUGAUGCACCUCAGGACAAGGCUCGUCACCGAGAUUUAUGUCUGCGGGUCACUUUCGAACAUUUCAGUUUAUGCAACUGUCCUUGACGCAGUCUGUCACGGUCUACAGGUGACCAUUAUUGAGGACUGUCUCGGUUAUCGCGACGAGAUGUGUCAUACCGAGGCUGUACGACAGAUGGCCGACAGCAUGGGAGCAAACGGUAUCGACUGCCAAGAACUUCGAGACGAUAUUGCUGGUUUGUUAGGCGAUGUGAUCCGGGAGGAGGAGUUCACCACCAAAUUCCAAGUAACCUUGCCGUGUCCAACUGGUAAGACAAAGUCGCAUACGUCCAAAAAUCAGAUCCACAACUGGAUUUCCAAUGUUGAGUCUGACGAGUUCAUCACUCCGCCUCCGGAAACCGAAAGAACUUCUUCGAGAAUAGGAGGGAACACGGCUGACGACAAGUCGGAAAAGGAAUCCACGGGUGGCCUGUCGAAGAUGCGAGCCCAAGCUGCUUCGGUCGAGUACAGCCCCCCACGAAAGAGGUCAACCAGCGAUGUCGACUCUUUGGAGGAGAAUCGCAGCAUCAAGUUGUCCCAUAAACCGUCCACAAGGCGCAGCUCGGACAACAGUCGCAACUCGGAAUUAACGAAGCAGAAGCAGAGACCGUCGGCCAGGAAGAGGUGGCCAUCUCAAGACACCUCUUUACAGUCUCCUAAGCCUAGUAUGACCAGCGUCAUCGAGCAUGUUUCGUCGACUACGGCUCAAGUCGCUGACAAAGAUCUGCGUCCCAAGACCGCAAAGAACGAGGGAGACAAUGAGCCAUCAAAGCCUCAUAGGGAGCAUCGCCCGUCCAGACAGAGGAGAAAGAACAAAAGUAUAGCCAAGAUUGUAGGUCAAGGGGACAAGAUUGGCAACGGAGACUGCCGGCUUUUUGUCGACGUGAUCGACAGUGAAGAGGCGAAGAACGCCUUCUACUCCUUGAGAGACCGAGUAAAGUGGACCAAAAUGUACCACCGCUCAGGCGAAGUGCCACGCCUCGUCGCUGUGCAGGGUGAGAUGGGUGGGAAUGGAUCCAAGAUCCCCAUCUACAGACACCCAGCGGACGAGUCGCCUGAGUUAUUACCCUUUGACAGCACGGUCGACAUGCUGAGGAAAGCGGCCGAAAAGGCCACCGGGCACCCCUUCAACCACUGUCUGAUCCAGUGGUAUCGGAACAGCGAGGACAAUAUUUCAGAGCACUCUGACAAGACGCUCGACAUUGUCCGUGGGUCCAGCAUCGUGAACUUCAGCCUGGGCGCGCAGCGGACCAUGAUCUUGCGGAUGAAGAAGACGGCGGUGCCGACCGAGGAUGAGGGCUAUCGCAAGGACGACGAAGACUCGUCACGACCUUCUCAGCGAAUUCACCUUGCCCAUAAUUCUCUUUUCGUCCUCGGCGACGAAACCAACCGAUACUGGCUGCACUCUAUCCGGGCAGACAAACGGCCCCUGACGGAAAAGGAGGCCGGUGAGCGUGCGUUUGAAGGACAACGCAUAAGUUUGACGUUUCGACAAAUCGGGACCUUCAUCAAUACUGUGGGGAAGACUAUCUGGGGCCAAGGCGCAACAAGCAAGGAGGAAAAAGAUGCCCGUAGACUGCUGACAGGGGUCGAAGCAGAUGCUGAAGGAGAGGCCAUGAUUCGGGCAUUCGGUCAAGAAAACCAUGCCAGCGGCGACUGGGAUUGGGAAGCAGCAUACGGGAACGGGUUUGAUAUCGUCUAA